This is a messenger RNA of Xenopus laevis (African clawed frog), 1330 nucleotides long. RefSeq lists its product as uncharacterized. The transcript has 5 exons. The record is from RefSeq and is a predicted model, not a curated record. Lineage: Eukaryota; Metazoa; Chordata; Amphibia; Anura; Pipidae. Bases 128 to 1126 code for a protein of 332 amino acids.
CCGUGACAACACACAAACACAACAUUUGCAGCCCUUUCCAUGUAGUUAGUGCAUUAUCAGGCUUCAGACUUCUUUCCUGGGAUCAUUUCUCUUGCUUUGAAGUUGGGAGAUUUUUUUAUGAUUAAGAAUGAACGAGUUGGAGAGAAGGCAGGACUGGCAUUUAACCAGCACAGGAGUUGGACUCAACCACACAGCCCCGACAUCAUUUCCUCCUCCACAUAUCAGGUCAAGCCUGAGUGACCCGCUUCCUGCUGGACUGGAGAGGACAGAUGAAGUGACUGCAUAUGAUGAGCUUCUUAACACAUACGAGACAACAACAGGAAGUACCCAUAAUGGGAAAUACCCAGGAAGAGUUUAUUCCCAGCCCAGGCACCCCAUUGCACCCCCUCACUGGAAAGUCCAUUAUAACAAGGAUUUGUGGGACAAGUUAAAGCUAAGAGCAUGGAGAUCUCCUCUAGACCCUGCAUCCCAGUGCAGUGAGAUGAAAUCGGAGUUCACUGGACGUCAGGCUCAACCUACAUUGGCUAACUUCCAUGCUGGACCACAGCCUUUUUCACUCAGUAAUCACCAUGGCAGUGGGCCGUCACAGUCCAUAAUUCCUACAACAGAGAACAAAGCCCUUUCCGGAGAGACUUUCUACAUAAGAGAUGGUGGGGCCUUGCGUCUCAAUGACAUAUAUGCUUCCACUACUGCGUGGGAUUUCAGAGCUUUCACAGCGAAAGAACUGGAGGGCUACCCCAAAAAAGAUAUACUGACUUACUGGCAAGCUGAGGAUUACCCCAAGGCCUGGGGACAUGGCCUGAAAGAGAACCCGCUCCCUAAGGAGUCUUAUCCCAUCCUGCGAAGGCCUCCUCCCAUGCGUGAUGUUACCCGAUUCCCUAUUGCUACCAAACUACCCAGAAUACCCCCACGUGCAGUUCCAGUUCCAAACAGAGGCCUUAAAACUCUGGCACAAGAGAGCUAUCAGUCACCCCUGGAUGUGAAAAGGUCACGAGAUGUCUACUUCCCCUUGGAAUGCCCUUGGACAAUCCCUCGCCAAGGACCUUUACCAGAAAUAAUGGCUGUGCCUAAAAUGUAUCACACAGAGUAUGAGUCGUAUGGGAGUGAGAGACCAAUUACUAUGUGAGACCACCCAAAGAUGUAGUACUCACGCUGAAUUAUGGUAACAACAACCAGCUUACCUGUUCCUGAACCAAAUAAAGUCCAGUUUCCCAGCAUUCACCCCUGCGGUCUCCUUUUAAAUGCAUGCGUUAGGACCACCAGCUGCUGCCUGUUGAAUUUUGUAUAUGGUAUACUGUAAUUCAAUAAAGAUAGUAUCAUUGCAAAAUAA